GGUAGGCCCUCAAAGUAACCUUUUGAGAGCGAUUUAGUCCCAGCAAGUGGUAUUUUAAAAGCCAUGAUGACCUUCAAUUAUAGCAAUCUGGCGCUCUGGCGCGCGAACAUCAAUGAGGGCUUAAAAGCACGUGGGAAACAACUGCAAUGCUUUAUUAUUUAAAACAAUGUAACACACAAAUUUGAAACGGCUACAGAUGCGGUGACAUGCUUGCAUAAAAAUUUCGUCAGCUACCACACAACAUCGUGGUCAAGCACGUGGAUCGGCGUGUAGUACGCAGGGACGACAACACAGGGGCUUUGUUGUACAGCACAGACUUUACCAACACCUAUUACCAUCCCAACCCUGCGCAUCUUAAAAUGCAAUGAUGCUUCGCGUUCUUUAAAGAACAUUUUUCCAGACUCCGCACUUUCCACACUCCCCAUUUUCCACACUCCGCACUUUCCACACUUCGCAUUUUCCACACUCCGCACUUUCCACACUCCGCACUUUCCACACUCUGCAUUUUCCACCCUCCGCAUUUUCUAAGCUCCGCACUCCGCACUCCGCACUCCACGUAUUCCACCGAACCCUGAAUCAUAGUCAAAAACGCUUUAGGAGGAAGGAGGGAUUUCAUGAGUUGACCACAGGACAGUUUAUAAUGAGAGCAAGAAGAAAAUAGCGGUCUGCGUCGCUGGUGACCUUUUGUCGCCCGCUGCUUAGGAGUCAACUGCGAGACACCGUACUUAUCCGAGCGAACUAUACGACAUACACAAGAAUUAGUGAGACACAAAGCAUAUUAUAUGCUCUAUAUUGUCAAAGUCAACAACCAAGUGUCAUUUCAACAAACAUCUACAAGAUGACAUCACCAGACUCAACCCAAGGAACUUGGCGAUCGUGCGCGGAUGGAUUUGGUACCCACAUACUCAGGCUGGGAAUUUCCGCUCUCCAUACAGCUAAAGAUUGCGGAGUCCAUUUUACAGCCGUGUACAGCAUGCUUUAAAAACAUAAUAAUAAAUAAUUUAGUAUAUGGACAAACGGAACUGAGGUCCAAAUGGUUCAGGACGAUGUAUGACGGAAACUUCUUGGAUCUUGUUGAGUACAUGUAUUAUAGACUAUUCAGUCACUGAUGAAAUAUUCUCGUACUUUUCCUUAUUAGCAAGGCCUCAAUAAAUAUUUUGACAGACAAACUUCUAACAUAAGAGCGCAUGAGCUACUCUCCUGAAACGUAUAAGCCAUAUGACUUUUUAAGCGGUUAAGCUGAGUGGGAUUUAGGGAGUGAAGAGUUUCAGUCAGAAAAAUUCUAAGUACGAUUCUAUAGGUAGGAGCUCAAUGGCUUAACUUAAAUUUCUCGAAAUUUCCUUGAGAACGGAAAGGAGUUUUAAAAUCCUUCUAAAUCUCAGUCGAUCUUUGCCAGCUAUUUGUUUUUUAAUCUCAGAAGUCUUUUGCCGUAAGUUUAGAGAGCCCUCUUAACAUAAUCCUGAAAGUGCCAUAGUGACCAAUAGCUAAUUUCCACUCACAGUGGUAAUACAUUUUGAAGUAGACAUGUUUUGAGAAUUCAAGAAGUGAUCGAUUCAACUCAAAAUCAUUCCGUGAUUCUUGCCAUGACCGCUGAGAAAGCAAUCCCUUGUACCGGAAAUACAGUGCUGCUAUCAACACAGUCCUGACUGUUAUCUGCAGAUUAAUAUUUUCACAAUUGUACAAAAUCCUCACUUUUGUGUUUCCUUUUUUCUCCGCCACUCAUCCACGAAACCCAUUUUAAGUACUUACUUUACACGUGUAGUUAUGCCAGGGCGAGCGAUUAGCAUAAUCGCAUUUUUCCAGUAUUGGCGAUUGAUUCCCAUUUAGAAAUCACAACUGACAGCAGAUUUGAAAACACAAACAAGCACCGCGUUAUCGGUUGACGGACAGUAAUCGUCACCGUCUUCACAGGCGUCAAGUUGUACACCGCAAGAAAUUUUGUAUUUUCACAAUGUUUACUCCGUAAGAACCCAUUCAAAUGGACAGAUGUGAUUAAAACUUGCCGAAGAGCUUCGGAGUUCCCGCUGUUUUCAGCCCAAACACAUCUCACAAAAGAAGACGAGGCGAAUUCGUAAACGUUUCGACUGGCUAACUGGUAAGAGCAGGUGUUAAUUUGCUUGUGGAGUCCAUCUAAAGCAGCAGUCAUGUCGCACAAUUUGACAACGACUGGUUUCCUGUGGGUCUUGAUGUCAGUUUUAAGCGCGCUUUCAGCUUCGGGCGGAUAUUUUCUACCCUACUGGAUAGAAGGAAAAUUGUACAACACAACAGUGUACUUGGGUGUGUUUCGCCGCUGUAACUUCUUGGUAAAAAGAGACGAUGGACUCUCAGUCCUUGAGCGAGCGUGUGGUCGCUACGCUAGUUUUCAAGACAUUCCUUCCGAAGCAUGGAAAGCUAGCACUGUAAUGAUGGGGAUCGGCUGUGGAAUCUUGCUUCUUGUUGCUUUGACAGCCAUAUUUUCCUGCUGUUUAAAGGACAUUGUCACUAAAACUUCUGCUCGAAUUGGAGGAGGGUUUCAAUUUUUGGCUGGUUUCAUUCUUGCCGUAUCUUGUGGUAUUUAUCCCUCAGGCUGGGGUAGUGUUGAAUUUAAACAAGCUUGCGGGAACGACGCCAAUUUCUACAAGCUUGGACAUUGUAAGUUAGGCUGGGCAUUCUUUCUGUUCGUGGCAGGGACUGGCUCAGCCUUUAUUUGCGCAGCUCUGUCGAGACAAGCAGGAAAACAGAAAAAGAUGUUGUAUUCACGACCUAACAUCGAGAGAUCGAACAGUUUUUUGAUGUAGCAAGCAUCACAUCUCUCCGAAGCUUUCUUGUGGAAAACAAUGUAAAAAAACCCUACACCCUCACUAGUAGCCAUAUACGUUGGUAUCAAUGCAAGAUGAUAUAUAGGAAUAUUCACGAAAGAAGCUCUGACGGGCCGGAAAAUGUCCUACUCAGGUUGUUGAAAGUUUUUCUAAGGACUCGUGUCGUCAAACUAAAAGUGUCGUUAUCACAUCUGACCAAUCACGACAAACCCAAAUGACAAGUGAACCAAUCAACACCGUCAAAGUUAAGAGCUACAUUGUAGGUGCAACCCGCGUCAAGCGCGGGAAAUUGUACAUUUUCGAUGCUAGUCGACAUAGUUAUCACAACGACAACUCUGUAGCUAGCGAUAUAGCAGAACUAUAACACAUUCACAGUUGAGUUUUAAACAUGUUAAUACAAUUUUUUUCUGCUUUACAAUGAAAACAAGCAUCUCAAAAUAGAGGGUAACGACGGUCUGACAGCAGUCUGCAUGACAGGCUGAAAAGAAUACUCAAAAACUUAAGCGCGUUCUUUUUCACUCGUGAGUCAAAAAUCUCAGUUUCAGUCCCUCACCCGGCAGUGCUUCAGCUCUGCUAAUAGACUGUUAUAUCCUCCAUAUUAGGCCUAUCCCGAUUGUGCUCUUAAAAUGCUGGAAAGUUGCUCACUGGAAUACCAAAAAGUUGCUAAAAAAUUGCCAAAAAUCCAAAACGUUGCUGCCUAAAUUUCAAAAGUUGCUACCUAAAUUUAUCGAUCAUGUUGAUUUUUUUAUAUAAUCGUUAAUUAAAAGCUUUAUUUUUCGUUUUUCACAAUAAUUGCUAACAUCGGUUAAGAAAAAUAGCUUGAAACUUAGCUUUUAAGAGUAGCUCGCAAAUAUAGGUGAAAUUUAAGGAUACUCUCAAGUCUAACGGACCAAAACACAUGGUUAAUUUGACGUCUUGCCGAACGAUAUGAGAGAACUUCAAACUUCAAAAGGUUGAUAAACGUUCAAGAAAUUCGCAUAAAUUGAGUUUUUCUAUGAAAUCGUUGGCUUUUUCAUGCUUGAUAUGUGCUCUAGACCUAUAUUUUGCUCAAACGUUGCUCAGAAAGGCAAAACUUGCUCGAGGUGGCUAGAACUGUAAAAAGUUGCUGCAAACGCCAAAAGUUGCUCAAAAGUUGCCGAGAUCAAUCUGGACAGGCCUACUCCGUAUCCAGCUGAAGGGAAGAAAAAUCAAGAAAGCCCACCACGUGACCUGCAAAUAACUGGCUACAACCAAUGGUCUGCUCAUGCGUAAU
Molecule: messenger RNA, 4050 nt
Organism: Orbicella faveolata
Lineage: Eukaryota; Metazoa; Cnidaria; Anthozoa; Scleractinia; Merulinidae
Product: LHFPL tetraspan subfamily member 6 protein-like
Cellular component (GO): membrane
Source: RefSeq, a predicted model, not a curated record